AUGAAGCGGGUGUCACCCUACAGUCCAAUUCUCGACGAUGUUCCCAUCCAGCUAGAAACGGUCGAGGUCAAGGGAACGUUAUUCAAUGAUUACACACCCCCACGCAUAUGGCGCGAGCAACCCAGUGAAGAAGUCGAUAAAGCUUGGGACGACAUGGCGCGGAUCGAGUACUUUGGCGUGAGUGGAGAUGCACUCAGGAAAAUGGGCAAAGAUCCUGAGAUAUCUGUCUCUAUCCCAGAGGAGUGGGGUGUCGGGUCAGACAAGUACCUCGUUGAGAUUGAUAUGCAGCAUCAACUUCACUGCCUCAAUGCAGUUCGCAAGUAUGCUUACUUUGACUACUAUUAUGAUAUCCUACUACAAGCUCUCACCUGCAACCCGAGCUUGGACUUGAUCUCCCAUAAUUGGAUGAGAACACAGCAGAAUCCUUAUCCUGACUUCAACAUCAAGAGGCAGUGUGUGGCACACGACCCAAUACUGAAGUGGCAGCAUGAAAAUGGCAUCUCAGAGCAGAUUCUAAAAUACAAGAACCUACCAAGGCCAGAGGGGUUCCCAGAAGUAGAACCGGAACCCUCCAUAUUGAAGAUCGGAGAGGAUUUGGGCCACCACGAAGGACAUCUGCGUCUUUGA
This is a messenger RNA of Colletotrichum scovillei, 627 nucleotides long. RefSeq lists its product as uncharacterized. The record is from RefSeq and is a predicted model, not a curated record. Lineage: Eukaryota; Fungi; Ascomycota; Sordariomycetes; Glomerellales; Glomerellaceae. The transcript has 3 exons. Bases 1 to 627 code for a protein of 208 amino acids. Gene Ontology annotation, biological process: mycotoxin biosynthetic process.